AUGAAGCUCUUUGCUAUCCUUUCUUCCACUGUGCUUGCCAGCGUUGCUCUGGCCUCUCCCCUCACGCUGGAACGUCGCGCCCGUAACGCUGCUCGGCUUCAGGCUCGUGUAGCUCAGCGUCAUAGCAACUUGCCCUUCAAAGCGGGCACCAACGAGAUUCUUCACUUGAAUGAGACCACUCAUGAAGAGUGCCAGUCCGCCAUCCUGCAGACCGGUGUGGAUUUCUGUAUCGAUAGCAGUGGCACCACCUCUGACGCCUGGUAUGAAUGGUUCCCUGACUAUUCCCACGACUUCAGCGGUAUCAGUAUCUCGGCUGGCGAUAAAGUCAAGGUCACUGUCGACGCGUCUAGCAAGACCGCAGGAACUGCCAUCGUGGAGAAUCUGACCACUGGCAAGACUGUUUCCCAUACGUUCGCUGGCCAGGAUGACAACGCUCUUUGCGAGACGAAUGCGGAGUGGAUCAUGGAGGACUUCUCCUCUUUCUUGUCGCUCGUUCCUUUCGCCAAUUUUGGCACUGUCACUUUCACGGAUAUUAGCGCCACCAGCGGUGAUUCUUCCGUCGGCGCUUCGAAUGCUACCAUCAUCGAUAUCCAGCAGAAUAAUAAGACUUUGACCUCGUCUUCGGCUUCCGAUACCGAAGUUACCAUCAAGUAUAUUGGCUAG
Messenger RNA from Aspergillus oryzae RIB40, 663 nucleotides. RefSeq names its product A4/G1 family peptidase. Gene Ontology annotation, molecular function: glutamic-type endopeptidase activity. The coding region runs from base 1 to 663 and encodes 220 amino acids. Gene Ontology annotation, biological process: proteolysis. The record is from RefSeq and is a predicted model, not a curated record. Lineage: Eukaryota; Fungi; Ascomycota; Eurotiomycetes; Eurotiales; Aspergillaceae. The transcript has 2 exons.